This is a messenger RNA of Sclerotinia borealis F-4128, 1353 nucleotides long. The record is from the annotation of a GenBank genome assembly. Lineage: Eukaryota; Fungi; Ascomycota; Leotiomycetes; Helotiales; Sclerotiniaceae.
AUGUCUAACCUUCCAUCUGAGCCUGAGUUCGAGCAAGCUUACAAUGAACUUGCCUCAACCCUCGAGGACUCCACUCUCUUUGAGAAGAACCCAGAAUACCGUACCGCCCUCAAAAUCGUUUCCAUUCCAGAACGAGUCAUCCAAUUCCGUGUCGUCUGGGAAGAUGACAAGAACCAAGUUCAAGUCAACCGUGGAUACCGUGUACAAUUUAACAGUGCUCUCGGACCAUACAAGGGAGGAUUACGAUUCCAUCCUACCGUCAAUCUCAGUAUUUUGAAGUUUUUGGGUUUCGAGCAAAUUUUCAAGAAUGCUUUGACUGGAUUAAACAUUGGAGGUGGCAAAGGAGGAGCCGAUUUCGACCCCAAAGGCAAAUCUGACAACGAAAUCCGCAGAUUCUGCGUUUCUUUCAUGCGCGAAUUGAGUAAGCACAUCGGAGCCGAUACCGAUGUACCAGCUGGUGAUAUCAACGUUGGAGGAAGAGAAAUCGGUUAUCUCUUCGGUGCCUACAAGGCUAUUUCAAACAAAUGGGAGGGAGUUCUUACCGGAAAGGGAGGAAGCUGGGGUGGUUCUUUGAUCCGACCCGAGGCUACUGGGUAUGGUCUCGUGUACUAUGUCAACCAUAUGAUCCAAUACGCAGGCCAAGGAUCCUUCCAAGGAAAGCGCGUCGCCAUCUCCGGAUCCGGAAAUGUCGCUCAAUACGCCGCUCUCAAGUGUAUCGAACUAGGCGCCACGGUUGUCUCACUCUCGGAUUCUCAAGGUUCCUUGAUCGCAGAAGGCGAUGCGUAUUUCACCCCGGAAGAUAUCGGAAAGGUCGCCCAGUUGAAACUCAACAGACAAUCCCUCACCACCUUCGGGCACGCUGGAAAAUACAAGUACAUCGCGGGUGCGCGACCAUGGAUCCACGUCACAGUCGACGUUGCACUUCCAUGCGCCACCCAAAAUGAAGUCAGCAAAGAAGAAGCCGAGGCUCUGGUCGCCAACGGCACGAAAUACAUAGCCGAGGGUUCCAACAUGGGCUGCACCAAAGAAGCCAUCGAUAUCUUCGAGGCAGACCGCAAGGAGAAGAAGACAGACGCCAUCUGGUACGCACCGGGCAAGGCGGCCAAUGCGGGUGGAGUGGCGGUUUCCGGUCUGGAGAUGGCGCAGAAUAGUGCGCGCAUUAGUUGGACUCAGGAGGAGGUCGAUGAGAAGUUGAAGGAGAUUAUGAAGAAUGCUUUUGAGAACGGGUUGGAGACGGCGAAGAAAUAUGUGGAGGCCAAGGAGGGUGAAUAUCCUUCUUUGGUGGCGGGCUCAAAUAUUGCUGGCUUUGUUAAGGUGGCCACGGCUAUGCAUAAUCAUGGUGAUUGGUGGUAG